Molecule: messenger RNA, 2373 nt
Organism: Hyaloscypha bicolor E
Lineage: Eukaryota; Fungi; Ascomycota; Leotiomycetes; Helotiales; Hyaloscyphaceae
Product: LNS2-domain-containing protein
Exons: 2
Coding region: 1-2373 (790 amino acids)
Biological process (GO): fatty acid catabolic process; triglyceride biosynthetic process
Cellular component (GO): nucleus
Molecular function (GO): phosphatidate phosphatase activity
Source: RefSeq, a predicted model, not a curated record
AUGCAGUACGUUCGCAGCAUCAGUGGUUCAGUCUCGAAGACAUGGAAUUCGAUCAACCCAGCCACCCUUAGCGGUGCCAUUGAUGUUAUAGUCGUCGAGCAGGAAGAUGGGUCGCUGGCAUGCUCUCCGUUCCAUGUGCGGUUCGGGAAGUUCUCCCUCCUGCGACCAUACGAGAAGAAGGUGGAAUUCCGGGUCAAUGAUCAGAAACAAGACUAUGCUAUGAAGCUCGGGGAGGGCGGCGAGGCUUUCUUUGUCUUCGAGACCAGCGAUAAUAUUCCAGAGGCUAUGCAAACAUCCCCUCUGGUGUCUCCAGCUUCUAGCCCUCCCUUGCCAGCUGAAGGAUCGAAUCUGUCGAAUCUGUCCGAACCGGAUUACCUCGAUUUAGACACCGUCAGUGGGAAGUCAAGAUCUGGUAGUGUCACCAAACCUGGGGCUGGCGUGCUCUCAACCUCAGCUCCCAGGCGGCCGAGCAAUCUGAGUACUCUAACUCCACUUUCUGCUUCUCCAGAGUUCACCGUAGGACGACCAGUCUCAGGAGACUGGGCUGGCCUCGCAGCUAGACGCACCAAUACCGACGAACUCCUCCCCCCGUCCGCACGAAUCAGCGACGGUACUGAACGAGAACGACAAACACGUUCUCUAACACCCACAUUUCUACCACAAGAUGCCCGAUCUGAAGACUUCACAGACAGAUCUCAUAGCCCUCCACCAUUGCCUACGAGAGAGGCUAUCGAGCGAGCAGUUGCGCUGUCCAACCGACUUUCUGCCUCGAAUAUUCCCAGCCAGGUCACAGAUACAGGAGAUUUAAUGCUAGAUAUGACUGGAUACAAGAGUAGCGAUGAUGAUGCAUUGAGAGCUGAGGUUAUUGCCAGGAAGAUACUAUCAGAAGAGUUGGAAGGCAAUUAUGAUAUUGGAGCUCUCAUUGGUGCCGACGAGAAUGGAAAUCUCUGGAUCUACAGUAGCGAGGAAGCAAAAGAGGCAGCCAGUCAGCGAGCAGCUCUGGCAGGAAUCCCAGGCCAUGCCAUCCUGAGCAGCGAUGCUGCUUCAGACCCAGGCUACCACAGCGAGUCCGAGAGCGAGUCAAACACCCCUAUUAUUCCCACCCAUCGUCGAACAGAGUCCGAUUCAGGACCUCUGGGCCUCGAAACUCCACCGAAGACUCCUCCUGAGACCGCCGGAGAUCCGAAUCGCAACUAUGCCAAGACUCUACGCCUGACGAGUGACCAGCUCAAAGCUCUUGGUCUGAAGCCUGGACCAAAUCCUAUGAGCUUUACUGUCAAUAGAGCGACAUGCCAAGCUUACAUGUAUCUUUGGCGUUACGAUGUCCCAACUGUUAUCUCUGAUAUUGAUGGGACCAUCACGAAGUCGGAUGCCCUUGGCCAUGUGCUCAACAUGAUCGGACGCGACUGGACACACAUUGGGGUUGCCAAGCUUUACACGGAAAUUGUUAACAACGGGUAUAACAUUAUGUACUUAACUUCCCGGUCUGUUGGACAAGCGGACAACACACGAGCGUAUCUCAAUGGUGUGGUGCAGGAGGGCUAUCGCAUACCCAGGGGGCCCACAAUCUUGAGUCCUGAUCGAACACUUGCUGCUCUGAGAAGAGAAAUAUACAUCCGCAAGCCGGAAGUGUUCAAGAUGGCUUGUCUACGAGAUAUCAAGAGUCUAUUUGGACCCAGCCGGACGCCGUUCUACGCCGGCUUCGGCAACAGGCUCACAGAUGCACUAUCGUACCGUUCUGUCAGCAUACCCAGCAACCGCAUCUUCACAAUCAACAGUUAUGCUGAAGUGUCCCUGGAUCUGCUUAGCCUAAACAAACUGAAAUACAGCUACGUCAAUAUGCGCGAAGUUGUGGACCAUUACUUCCCACCUGUUAAUACACUCGUCAAGAGCGGUGGUGAAGAGUAUACUGAUUUCACAUAUUGGCGAGAGCCAGUUCUCGAGAUUGAGGACUUCAGUGACUCGGAAAGCGAUGAGAAAGAAGCGGAGGAAGACAACGGCAGUGAAGAUGAGGAUGAGGAUGAGGAUGUGAAUGAUGAUCUGGGAGAUUCUUACAUUAGCCGCGAUUCGAUUGACGAAGAUAAUGACUUAGAUGAGAGCAUUUUGUCUGGAUCGAUAGAUGAGGAUGAAAAUAUGACGAGCUCGAUGUUAGAAGCGGAAGAAGAGGAAACUGAAGACGAGGAUUCCGGUUUGACGCCUGGGGCUGAUGGGGCCGACCAGUUCUACGAGGAGGAUGACACGCAAGUCGCCGAUCUUGGAGCGCUGAAACCUGCUGCGAGCGAAGAGAGGCAAGCCGAUUGGGCUGCUGAGUCCAUCACCGGGGUCGAAGGGCUCAGUCUUGAGCGGGAGGAAUCAGAUGAUAAAAAAGUUUGA